UUGCAAUUCCUGACUAGAGACAUUCUGACAGGAUACCUUCAGGAUGCCACCCAAAAAAGGUGUAUCUGGCCAUUUCUGAUGCAAGGUUGCCUGUUUCCCUCUUAGCUCCUGUCCUGGACAUUCAUUAUCAGGGCACAAGAUUACAUUUCUCCUCAACUCUUUUAUGUUGCAAAUCCAAGUGGAGGCGAAAGAAGAGGAUACAGAGGAAAGCUCAAGUGAAGAAGAAGAAGAUAAACUACCUAGAAGAGAGAGCUUGAGACCAAAGAGGAAACGGACCAGAGAUGUCAUUAAUGAGGAUGACCCAGAACCGGAGCCGGAGGAUGAGGAAACGAGAAAGGCAAGAGAAAAAGAGAGGCGGAGGAGGCUGCGCAGAGGAGCGGAAGAAGAAGAAGAAAUUGAUGAAGAGGAAUUGGAACGAUUAAAAGCACUGCUAGAUGAGAAUAGACAAAUGAUUGCUACUGUCAAAUGUAAACCUUGGAAAAUGGAGAAGAAAAUUGAAGUUCUCAAGGAAGCAAAGAAAUUUGUGAGUGAGAAUGAAGGCGCUCUUGGGAAAGGAAAGGGAAAGAAGUGGUUUGCAUUUAAGAUGAUGAUGGCCAAGAAAUGGGCAAAAUUCCUCCGAGAUUUUGAGAACUUCAAAGCGGCUUGCGUCCCAUGGGAAAACAAAAUCAAGGCAAUCGAAAGUCAGUUUGGCUCCUCAGUGGCCUCGUACUUCCUGUUCCUAAGGUGGAUGUAUGGCGUCAACAUGGUUCUCUUUGUGUUGACCUUCAGCCUCAUCAUGUUACCAGAGUACCUCUGGGGUUUACCAUAUGGCAGCUUACCUAGGAAAACAGUCCCAAGAGCUGAAGAAGCAUCUGCAGCCAACUUUGGGGUAUUGUAUGACUUCAAUGGUCUGGCACAGUACUCUGUCCUCUUUUACGGCUAUUACGACAAUAAGCGCACAAUCGGAUGGCUGAAUUUCCGGCUACCUCUUUCCUACUUCCUGGUGGGGAUUAUGUGCAUUGGAUACAGCUUUCUGGUUGUCCUCAAAGCGAUGACCAAAAAUAUUGGUGAUGAUGGCGGUGGUGAUGACAACACUUUCAACUUCAGCUGGAAGGUGUUCUGUAGCUGGGACUAUCUGAUUGGUAACCCUGAAACAGCCGACAACAAAUUUAACUCUAUCACGAUGAACUUUAAGGAAGCCAUCAUAGAAGAGAGAGCAGCCCAGGUGGAGGAGAACAUCCACCUCAUCAGAUUCCUGAGGUUUCUCGCUAACUUCUUCGUGUUCCUAACACUUGGUGCAAGUGGAUACCUCAUCUUUUGGGCUGUGAAGCGAUCCCAGGAGUUUGCCCAGCAAGAUCCUGACACCCUUGGGUGGUGGGAAAAAAAUGAAAUGAACAUGGUUAUGUCCCUCCUGGGGAUGUUCUGUCCCACACUGUUUGACUUAUUUGCUGAACUGGAAGAUUACCAUCCUCUCAUUGCUCUCAAGUGGCUCCUGGGGCGCAUUUUUGCUCUUCUUCUAGGCAACUUGUAUGUAUUCAUUCUCGCCUUGAUGGAUGAGAUUAACAACAAGAUUGAAGAGGAGAAGCUUGUGAAGGCCAAUAUUACCCUGUGGGAAGCCAACAUGAUUAAGGCUUACAAUGAAUCUCUCUCUGGGCUCUCUGGGAACACCACAGGACCACCCUUUUUUGUUCAUCCUGCAGAUGUCCCUCGAGGUCCCUGCUGGGAAACAAUGGUGGGGCAGGAAUUUGUGCGUCUCACUGUUUCUGAUGUCCUGACCACUUAUGUCACGAUCCUCAUUGGCGACUUCCUCAGAGCAUGUUUCGUGAGGUUCUGCAAUUACUGCUGGUGCUGGGACUUAGAAUAUGGAUAUCCUUCAUAUACAGAAUUCGACAUCAGUGGCAACGUCCUCGCUCUGAUCUUCAACCAAGGCAUGAUCUGGAUGGGCUCCUUCUUCGCUCCUAGCCUGCCAGGCAUCAACAUCCUACGACUCCACACAUCCAUGUAUUUCCAGUGCUGGGCUGUGAUGUGCUGCAAUGUUCCUGAGGCCAGAGUGUUCAAGGCUUCCAGAUCCAACAACUUCUACCUUGGCAUGCUGCUCCUCAUCCUCUUCCUGUCCACCAUGCCGGUCCUGUACAUGAUUGUCUCCCUCCCACCAUCUUUUGAUUGUGGGCCCUUCAGUGGUAAAAACAGGAUGUUUGAAGUCAUCGGUGAGACCCUGGAACACGAUUUCCCAAGCUGGAUGGCAAAGAUCCUGAGGCAGCUUUCUAACCCCGGCCUUGUCAUUGCUGUCAUUCUGGUGAUGGUUCUGACCAUCUAUUAUCUCAAUGCUACCGCCAAGGGCCAGAAAGCAGCGAAUCUAGAUCUCAAAAAGAAGAUGAAACAGCAAGCUUUGGAGAACAAAAUGCGAAACAAGAAAAUGGCAGCGGCUCGAGCAGCUGCAGCUGCUGGUGGCCAGUAACUUUAUCAAAUGUCCUGGAGGUGCCCAGAAGUACUCUCCACUUCUCUCUUUGUAUGGACAGAGCUAAGGCCAGUGAACGGCUGCUCCAUGCUCUACCACCAAUGCCUCAUCAUGGCUGCAGUCACAACCAUCCGUCAAGGAGUCAUCAGCCCUCCCUCUCUGAGCGAGAAGAAUCUCAACAUAUUAUGUAUUUUUCCAGAUUCUGACACUUUCUCUCACUUCCCUGACAUGUUCUCAAACAAAUGGAGUUUAAAUGUGGGUGAUACAAAUUACUGGGUAAAAAAUGAUAGGAUAUUUAAAAAAAAAAUCAACAUUUCCUCAUAUGGACUUUUUCUUACACACUGGUCUAGUUUCUUAAAUUGGGAGGAGAGCUAUUAAAACAUCCUUUGCUGUCUAAAUUUGGAACUGUCUGCAUGAAACAUUUGUUGUGAUCAUUCACUUACUGUUUAAUUUGCAUUGUUUUUCUUACUAAUUCAUUACGAUGGUAGAGUUGACUUGGUUCUCACCUGUAUAUAAAUGUCACAUUCAUAAAAUAUGAGUUUUAAGAGAAUUGGCUCACUUUUAAAAUAUAGUAUUCUCUGUUGUUUCUUUUUUCUUUAUUUCUCUUUUUUGUCUUGCUACCCAUGAGCCCAAUCCUCAUAUCGGCACUUUUGUAUCUGCAGCUGGAUUCAGUAUGAAAAGAAAGAGGCUUUUCAGGAGAAAUGUGACGUGUAAUUUGAUAUUUCCUGUAGUGCUGCCUUAACAAUAGUUUAUCACCAUGAGGAGGCAUGCGAUUCGUAGACAGACUGUACCUUUAUGAGUUUAGGAAGAAGGAAGCAUAAAUGAGCGCUGUUCAGUCAGAGUCUCCUUGGUGAAAUCUCAAUGAUAAUCUUUCCUGAAUUUCCACUGUCGUUGUUUUUGCUUUUUUUGUUGCGAUUAGGCCUUUAGUUGAAGUUUGACUUGACUUGACUUGACUGAAUGGUAGCACUCAGUGUCCUCCUCGUCUUGUGCUGUGAACUUACUAAUAUCUUCUAACUCACAGCACCCUUUUGCAGAGCUAAGACAAACUCAAUUCCCUGCAGUUCAGUUGCUGAGUUUUGUUGUCCUUUGACCUACUCCUUCUCUUUAAUCUUCUCUUGGCCAUGGAACGAUCAUACUGUUCUCUUGCCAAUUCCUGACUCAGUUCUUCCAAUUACCUUGUUUAGAUUGGCACCUAGUCCCAAUCACUCUCCUAACCGUAUUCCUUAGAAACUUGUAUUUGUAUUCUCAGCGUAACAUCUGUAUAUUUUCUGUGAUUUUUCAUGGUUGUUAUUCUUAUAUGCAUGGAUAAUCUUUUCUAUAGCUCUAUAGGAACAUAUAUUAUAUCUUCUCAUUUUUUUAUAUGUCUCAUACAGUGCUAUGCACAGUUGGACACUGCAUAAAUGCUUCUUAAUUAAAUUGAAUCAAUUUGACUUAUCGCAGUUGAGACAAAACUUGUGUUAGUUGUGUGGAAAAUGUUCUAUGAUAUAAGAAAUGGAUUAACUGCUGUCAGACUUUUGUUAUCACUAGACUGUAAUGCAGCAAAUAAAGAUAGUGUUGAUUU
Molecule: messenger RNA, 3998 nt
Organism: Mus pahari (shrew mouse)
Lineage: Eukaryota; Metazoa; Chordata; Mammalia; Rodentia; Muridae
Gene: Tmc1
Product: transmembrane channel like 1
Exons: 21
Coding region: 164-2437 (757 amino acids)
Biological process (GO): vestibular reflex; detection of mechanical stimulus involved in sensory perception of sound
Cellular component (GO): plasma membrane
Molecular function (GO): mechanosensitive monoatomic ion channel activity
Source: RefSeq, a predicted model, not a curated record